GCUUGGCUUUGUUUUGUUUCGUUUCUUAAAUUCUGAAAGCAAAACUUUUUACUAAAAGAUUCAUCAUGGCAGUCAUGAGAGCUCUAAUUCUUUUCUUGGUCUUUUCUGUUGAGAGUACAGGAGCGACAAGGGCAGCAGUAGCUGUGUCUACUGAAGACUUUGCGGGUAAAGUUGAAGAAAACUGCCCAUAUGGAUGGACACAUUUUGGUAUGAAAUGCUACAAAUUCUUCUCUCAGUCCGUUAACUGGGCCACCGCUGAGAAAAACUGUCAAUCUGUUGAUGCAAAUCUUGCAUCUGUGCACAAUACAGAUGAACACAACUUUCUCCUGAAUCUGAUUGUGCCUGCUACCACAUCUGCUUGGGUUGGUGGCCAUGAUGGUGAAAUUGAUGGCCAAUGGCUGUGGUCUGAUGCAUCUCAGUUUAACUUUACCAGCUGGUGCUCUGGAGAACCUAACAAUUAUCAGGGUAACCCUGAGAACUGCCUACAGAUAAACUUUACCAAUAACAGUUGUUGGAAUGAUGGGCAGUGUUCAUCCGAAAUGAGCUACAUUUGUGCCAAACCUCUGAGAUCGUGUUAAAUAAAUCUGUUUCAAUCAAAAACAA
Molecule: messenger RNA, 603 nt
Organism: Paramisgurnus dabryanus
Lineage: Eukaryota; Metazoa; Chordata; Actinopteri; Cypriniformes; Cobitidae
Source: RefSeq, a predicted model, not a curated record